Molecule: messenger RNA, 1029 nt
Organism: Oncorhynchus nerka (sockeye salmon)
Lineage: Eukaryota; Metazoa; Chordata; Actinopteri; Salmoniformes; Salmonidae
Product: modulator of macroautophagy TMEM150B-like
Exons: 7
Coding region: 174-899 (241 amino acids)
Cellular component (GO): plasma membrane
Source: RefSeq, a predicted model, not a curated record
UAACCUUAGUUUUGUUGGACUAUUCUUGGGUGUCUCCGUUACCAGGUUAUAGGUGCCUCUGACAGUUUCCCGUCGAAGGCUCCGAGGAAGGGGAUCCUCAAAGAUCAUUGCAGAAAUCUUUUUCUGGGAUAGUCACCAUGUGAAAUGUCCUGGGGGGAAGUAAGUAAACAAUAAUGUGGCUCUGGGCACUCCUUCCAAUCUGCUUGGCGGUGUUUGGCACUGUGGGAAUAUGGGUGGUGUUCGGUAUCGCUGUAUCAAAUGAGACUGUUAAUAUCACAGCGAGAUUCCCCUACAUCAGUGAAUGUGGCACCUAUGAUCCACAGAGCUGUAUAUUUUCCCAGGUCUGCAACAUCUGUGCUGUCUUGAUCCUGUGGGUUGUGGUGAUCCGGUUUCAGCAGGUCAGGGACUAUGGUCAGAACAGCAAGGUGAACAUCGCCAGUAUCGUACUGGGCUUCAUCUCAUCUCUGGGCAUCUCCAUCCUCGGCAGCUUUCGGCAAUCUGUGUUGUUUGGCAUCCAUGUGUUCGGGGCUUUUCUGGCCUUCUUUGUGGGCCUGGCCUACUUCUGGUUGCAGGUGUGGCUCACCUAUAAAGUCCAGCCCUCUAAAGACCGUCGCUGGAUGGGGCCUCUCAGAGCUGCCCUCUGUAGCAUCUGCACCAUCUUGGUCAUCACCAUGGCCAUAGGUCUACUCUUUGAUACUGGCUACCGCUCAAUGGCGUCCAUUUCUGAGUGGGCUCUGGUCAUGUGCUUCUUUGUCCUAUUUGGCCUCUUUGCAUCCGAGUUCCGUCACAUCGACCAUCACCAGCUCACGGUGCUGAACCAAGGCCUCAGCAAGACCCAGAGCAUCAACAGUGGUGGGAUCGUAAUGUACAAUAGUACAGCCAACAGAACAGUAAUGUAAUAAUUACAUAACAUUUGAACAUUCAGCUCUGACUGAUGAAGCUCCACUUAAGUGUACAUAUUUGAAACCUAUUGUUGAAUAAAAUGCUACUCUUUUUCUUUAAUAAAAUACUACGGUCUUUGAUGCGGCA